Messenger RNA from Sardina pilchardus (European sardine), 3137 nucleotides. Its product is annotated as diphosphoinositol polyphosphate phosphohydrolase 1. Gene Ontology annotation, biological process: diphosphoinositol polyphosphate metabolic process; diadenosine pentaphosphate catabolic process; adenosine 5'-(hexahydrogen pentaphosphate) catabolic process. The transcript has 5 exons. NCBI's taxonomy places the organism in Eukaryota, Metazoa, Chordata, Actinopteri, Clupeiformes, Clupeidae. Gene Ontology annotation, molecular function: bis(5'-adenosyl)-hexaphosphatase activity; diphosphoinositol-polyphosphate diphosphatase activity; endopolyphosphatase activity. The coding region runs from base 291 to 803 and encodes 170 amino acids. The record is from RefSeq and is a predicted model, not a curated record. Gene Ontology annotation, cellular component: cytoplasm; nucleus.
GCCUAGUUAUAAGUAUUUUUAGUUAUGUAGUAUACCAAUAUUGUAUUCACAAAACAUGAACGUCAAUAGCAAAGUCACUGAAGCUUUAAGGAUACUACGCACUUUACGUAACUAGACAGUAGUCACAGUAAUGGCGUCUGUGCUAGAGAAGCUCUGUGGUCUAUCAACAUGAAGCGAAGGAGGGGUUCCUUGUAGUAAUUUCAGGCCUUUAACUAGGUUUCUUUAAGCAGGCUAUAUACCAAUAGCAGCGGUCGUCUCAAGAGACUCGAAUUUUAAUUUUCUCUAACGAAAUGAUGAAGUUGAAGUCGAACCAGACUCGCACCUACGACGGAGAUGGCUACAAGAAACGCGCCGCCUGUCUGUGCUUCAGAAGUGAGAGUGAGGAGGAGGUGUUGCUAGUAAGCAGCAGUCGACAUCCAGACAAGUGGAUUGUCCCUGGCGGGGGAAUGGAACCAGAAGAAGAGCCCAGUGUGGCUGCAGUUCGGGAAGUGUGUGAGGAGGCUGGAGUCAAGGGGACAUUAGGCCGAUUAGUAGGAAUUUUUGAGAACCGAGACAGGAAGCAUAGAACAUACGUCUACGUUCUCGUCGUAACAGAGGUCUUGGAGGAUUGGGAGGACUCUGUAAAUAUUGGGAGAAAAAGGGAAUGGUUCAAAACAGACGACGCCCGACGCGUGUUGCAGUGCCACAAGCCUGUUCAAGCCUCCUACUUUGAGGCCCUUCAGCAGGACUGCCUGACCAGCAAUGGGACAACCCUCGUAGCCACCUACAACAUCAAUCAGAGCUCCCUCUCGGGUAUCAGAUAACUAAUACAACAACAGCAACAAGCACAAUAGCAAACAACAAAACAACAAGAAAACUUCAGGAGAGGCCUCCAAUUCUCUUCUUUUUUCUUUUUUUUCUUUUUCUUAUUUAGUCCAGUUUGGCUCUCUCCUCGUCUUCUUUCUUCUCCUGCUCUUCAUACUGCUAGUGCUACUUCCUAUUCUGUUUCUUAAAAAAAAUGAAAAAAAACUUCAAGUACACACUGAGUACAACACCAACAGCAAAAGAUGUUUGCCUUGCCAGCCUCCUGGUGCCAGAGUGAACGUACUGACUUCGUGCUGGACGAAGACGUUAUAACUUUGUAAAUGGAAUGUUAAGAAUUUUUUUCUUGCCCUUUUUCCUUCUUAUGAAUAAUUGCAUGAAAUGUCCCACUUCCCCCAUCCUCUUUAACCCCUCCCGACCUCGUCCCAAACGCAAGGUUUGUUGAAUGCAACUUCUGUGUUACUGUCGUGUUAUAAAGUAGUGGUAUGAACCUAAUGCGUUAUGAAGAUACUUUUAUAGGGUCUUUUAAAACAUUUUAUGUUCUUUUUUUCUAUUGUUUUUCCUCUGUCAUCUCCUGUAGAUAUGCUCUUCAUAUGUCUGAGUGAAUGGGUUCCUGGGGAAGUGUUUUAUUUUUUUGUUGUUGUUGCAUGAGCACGGGUAUUCAAUUGUCUUACCUUAAAAAAAAGCAAGUCUUAUAUUUGCAGUAUGUGAUUGGAGAGAAAAUAAGAUUAUUGUGCACAUGUAAUUGCUCUGAUUUGAUGCUAAUUGGACAUUUACAGUUGAAUUGAAAGUAGUAGAGGGUAAUUUUCCUUUUGUUCUAAACCCUCUCGAAAUUUAUUGUUGACUCUAAACUUGGCUCUUGCUGUGAAAGUGAAGUCGCAAAUAUCUGAUCCAUGCCCUGUUUUUUGGUAAAAGUCACGUCAGUCCCUCAGCAGUUGUCACUAUUACAGUAUUAUUCAAUCACAGUGUACACUUUUGUAUUGAGGAGGGUGCAAAAUAAUUGUUCAUUAAAUUAAACUAAUUCUUCUUUAGCUUUGAAGGGUUUCAGAAUCCCAUGCACCGAAAUACAAAUGUCCACAGUGGUAUUACUAAGGCUCCUCACUGUUUUUUUAUUUUAUUUUAUUUUAUUUUUUAUAUAUAUGGUCGUUAGACAUGCAAAAUAACGCAUAGGAGGAGUAAUGAUUUGAUAUAGUAUAGAUGCAUAAUUUCUACCCUGACCAUUUGCGUCAUUAUUAAUUUGUUGGCUUAAACCCAUUAAUCCAGCUCACUUUUUUUCUUUCUUUUUUGCUCUAAUUCCUUUAAAGGUCCGUUAAGGCUUAGGUUUAUCGACUGAAGUGGUUAUAUUCAACCGGCCAUCAUUUCAAACUUUUAAACCUGUUUCAGAUCCUAAAUAUUUUUUGAGGACAACUAACAAGCAAACAAGCAAACGACAACAACAACAAAAAAAAGUGAUGAGCCUUAUGUAUCAUUCAGAUCCAUUGGUUGGUUAAGUCUAUUCCCGCGUGGGCAGGACAUAGGUGGCGCUGGGCCUGCAUGGUAUGUUUGUUGCACAGUAGUUGUUCAUACUGUAUGUUCGACUGCACCUGCUAAAACAAUGCCUCUAUAUAGUACCUACAGACCAGAGUCUUGGUCCUCACUUGAACAUCACCACCCCCCCCCCUCCCUCCCAAGUUCCUCCCUCAUCCUGUUAUUUUACUCAUGUACUUAUCUGUAGCAUAAUUAUUUAUUUAUUUUAUUAGUAUUACAAUGAUUAUGGCCGAUGAUGAAGAUUUACUUGUCUACUAUAACGUGACCACUUGGAGUGUGUGUGUGUGUGUCUGAGUGUGUGCCUGUUUUGUUUGAUGGUAUUUGUGUGUGAGAUGGUCAGUUUGUGUCUGUUCUUUGUGUGUGUGUGUGUGUGUGUGUGUGUGCGUGUGUGGCUUGGUGAGGUGACUUGUGCUCAUGCCAGGGAAACGGGUGAGAGGGCAGCCAACUCAAUGGGGCGGUGAAAGCACUCGGCUGCGUUUUUGGUCUUCUCACACGGCACAUGAUGGGGAUAGACACAGUUUGCUUUUUACGUGGUUUCAGCCAUUUUGAUAUUCAAAUCAAAUGUUUACACUGUGAUUGUAGUAGUCUCCCAUCGAACACUGGAUAUCUCUGGUUAUUUUUUGACUAGAUAAAUUUGAUCUCUUGGAAGGCACUUUUCUUAUUUUUGUCUUAACAAUAUUUCUAGGUAUUUUGUUUGUAAUUUACUUUUCUUGGUAGAUCAAAUGCUUAUGUGGACACCCUUCUCAAUCAUAAACUGAUGAAUUUGAACUAUUCCCACAAUUUACCAUAUUACAUAUUGUUUUCAUGUU